Onychomys torridus (southern grasshopper mouse) is the source of this 1980-nucleotide messenger RNA. It is a transcript of the gene Atl3, whose product is annotated as atlastin GTPase 3. Bases 54 to 1091 code for a protein of 345 amino acids. The record is from RefSeq and is a predicted model, not a curated record. Gene Ontology annotation, molecular function: GTPase activity; GTP binding. Gene Ontology annotation, biological process: protein homooligomerization; endoplasmic reticulum organization. The transcript has 8 exons. NCBI's taxonomy places the organism in Eukaryota, Metazoa, Chordata, Mammalia, Rodentia, Cricetidae.
AAGCCACUAACUCUUCUUUUUUAAAGCUCUUCACAGAAUAUGGCCGUCUGGCAAUGGAUGAAAUUUUCCAAAAACCCUUCCAGACACUGAUGUUUUUGAUUCGAGACUGGAGUUUCCCUUAUGAGUAUAACUAUGGACUGCAAGGAGGAAUGGCAUUUUUGGAUAAGCGUUUACAGGUGAAGGAACAUCAACAUGAAGAAAUUCAGAACGUUCGAAAUCAUAUUCACUCAUGUUUCUCGGAUGUUACCUGUUUUCUCUUACCACAUCCAGGGCUCCAGGUGGCCACAAGUCCAGACUUUGAUGGGAAAUUGAAAGAUAUUGCAAGUGAAUUCAAAGAGCAGUUGCAGGCACUGAUACCGUAUGUACUAAACCCAUCUAAGUUAAUGGAAAAGGAGAUCAAUGGCUCCAAAGUCACCUGCCGGGGACUGUUGGAAUAUUUUAAGGCAUAUAUUAAAAUUUACCAAGGAGAAGAUCUGCCUCACCCAAAAUCCAUGCUUCAGGCCACUGCUGAAGCCAACAAUUUGGCAGCUGCAGCCUCUGCCAAAGAUAUUUAUUACAACAACAUGGAGGAGGUUUGUGGGGGAGAGAAACCUUAUUUGUCUCCAGACAUUUUAGAAGAGAAGCACCAAGAAUUCAGACAACUCUCUUUGGACCACUUUAAGAAGACCAAAAAGAUGGGCGGGAAGGAUUUCAGCUUCCGUUACCAGCAGGAGCUGGAGGAGGAAAUCAAGGGACUGUAUGAGAACUUCUGCAAACACAAUGGCAGCAAGAAUGUCUUCAGCACCUUCCGGACCCCUGCAGUCCUGUUCACAGUCAUAGCAGCGAUGUACAUAGCCUCGGGCUUCAGUGGCUUCAUUGGGCUGGAGGUUGUGGCUCAGCUGUUCAACUGUCUGGUUGGACUGCUGUUAAUAGCACUCCUCACCUGGGGCUACGUCAGGUAUUCCGGUCAGUAUCGUGAGCUGGGUGGAGCUAUUGACUCUGGUGCAGCAUAUGUGUUAGAGCAGGCUUCUUCUCAUUUUGGUAAUUCUACUCAGGCUGCAGUGAGGGAUGCCAUCGCUGGGAGACCACCUACGGAUAAAAAGGCUCAAUAGCGUCUUAACGGCAAGAUUCAACAAAAGCCUAGUCAGUACCUGCAUUUCUGCUAAUGCCAUCGUGGGUUCAGUUCCAGAGGAAUGGCAGAUCUGAGAGCAUCCUGGAAGAGCUGAGACAGGGCACCAUAAUAAAUGAACUGACCUCUCCUAUGGUUUCCGAUUCCACUUGUCUUGGAAGCAUUUCUUUUUCUUGCUGUUACAGAUCCAAGGCUAUUCUCUUCUCUCUUUGCUUUGUGCACUUUAAAGGGUUGGGGGGGGGGCCAAAAGGAAAACAUGGAAAUGCAGCUUUUAAAGUCUUUGAUGUGCCACAUAGUGCCUUUUAGGUCCGUUCCUCUGCCAUCCAGGAAGGCUGAGGAAUGGAGGACAACCUCAUGAAGUACAGUUUUGGAUCAAGUUCUCUUGGAUUUUGGAUUUCAGUUCUUUUGUACCUUUGAGAUUUGUUUUUCAAAAGUUUAUACAACUUGAAAAAGGCUCCGAACUGAAGGCCAACUGAAAUGAUACUUAUUACACUUAAACAAUUUCCCCUAGUUCUGGUGAUUGAACCUAGCACCUGACAGGCUAUGCAAUUGUUCUACCCUGGAGCUGUCCCUGCCGGCUUGACUGUGCAGUCUCGGGUCUUGAGAUUACUUUGUUCCCAGGUUGGCUGUGAGCUUCUAUCUUCUUCCUUCCUCUCUAGCUUCUUAAGUAGCUUGACUACAGACCUGUGCUACUUUGGUUCAAAACCUUAUUUAUAUGAAUUACCUUUGCUAUGCAGCAUGGAAAAAAUUAAAUCAUUUAAUAUUCUGUGUUGGAGAAUAUAUUUUUAUUCCUAUAGCUUCUUUCUAGAAAAGAGGCAAACAGUUCUUUAAAAAAAAAAAACAACAGUGGUUAAUAAAAGGAAUGAGCUAGA